Rhinocladiella mackenziei CBS 650.93 is the source of this 1635-nucleotide messenger RNA. RefSeq lists its product as uncharacterized. The record is from RefSeq and is a predicted model, not a curated record. The transcript has 2 exons. NCBI's taxonomy places the organism in Eukaryota, Fungi, Ascomycota, Eurotiomycetes, Chaetothyriales, Herpotrichiellaceae. Bases 1 to 1635 code for a protein of 544 amino acids.
AUGUCGCUGUGCCAGAAUGGGGCACCUCCCAUGUACUUACCUUGGGCAAAUGUUACGGUUACCACCGACCAGAAAGCCAUCAACAGAGGGUUUCAACUAUCAAUGGGAACUCCCCCUCAGAUAAUUUCACUCCGACCGAGUACUGCGGAUGAUGUUCUCUAUGUUGUCAACAAAGCGCAGUGCGCUCCCGAGUAUAAUACUACGUGUAUUGGUCAAUAUGGUGGGGUGUUCGACUAUUCAACAUCCAGUACGUUUCUCCAGGUUGCCGAAGGUCAAUGGAACGGCACGAUUGAAGAGAACCCCAAUUCAUUAUCGUUCGUUCAUUUCUACGAUACUUUGACAUUUGGAAAUGCUUCCAUCUACGGCUAUCCUGCUAUUUAUGACGAACCAGGCUAUGGUGGGCAAGGUGUUCUGCCCUUAGGAUCUAGCUCCGACUUCCUCAAGAUUGCCGUAGAAUCUGGGGCAGCCCCAUCAACUGUUUUCGGUCUUUGGGCUGGAAGUCGCUCCAUUGAUCACCCAGUGGACGGUUCCCUCGUCAUCGGCGGCUACGACAGCACUCGAAUUCAAGGAGACCUAACGACCUUUGACUCACAGGACACUUGUGAAAUGUGCGUCAUCAUCACGGAAUUGUCCUACGAAGAUCAAUCCGGCUCGACAAACCUCUUCUCCAACUCAUCCGAAUCCCUCCAAGUCAAUCUCCAACCUUCCGAGCGAGUACUAUAUGUCCCACAAAAUGUAUGGGAGAAUUUCCAAACCGCCACCAACGGUGUAUAUAACGAUUCAUACCUGACUUAUCCAACAUCCAACCCACCGACCGGCAACUUGACAGUGGCUCUUUCCAACGGAUACAAAACGACCAUUCCCACCGAGGAACUCUUCUACCUACCCCGAAACUACAACGAUGACGGCGAAUACGAAAUCCUUGACAACACGUAUCUGAUCUCCACGAUCAUCAAUGCGACAAGUGACGGCUAUGUCAUGGACUGGGGCAUCCCGUACCUGACCAUGAACUACAUCAUCGCAGACUAUAUGCGGGACCAGUUCAAGAUGGCGCCCGCAAUUCGCACGGACUUCUCAAAUCAAGGCGGCGGUUAUGCACUCGAGGCAUCCUGUGACCCGACAACAUCGAGCAUCGCUUCCGCGACGGCAUCAACAACGGGAACCGGCGGCGCAGUAACGACGACGUCGUCUGCUCCAACUCCCCACAAUGGAAGCAACAACACGGGCGCGAUCGUCGGCGGCGUCGUCGGCGGUGUCCUCGGCCUGAUCGCCAUUGUCGGCGGCCUGGCAUUGUUGUUCUACCGCAGCCGACGCCGCAGAAAUGGCUCACCGAAUCUCUCGCAGGGCGGCGCGACACCAAUGAUGGGCGAGAACGGCAACGCCCAAUCGCAAUACGGCAGUACGGCAGGGAGAAAUGACCGCUACUCGCACUGGACGGCCAUGAGUCCCAUGGAAAAUGUGCCCAGUGAACUGGGCAAUGGCCAGAAGGGAGCCCCCAAUGUCCAUGUUAACCAGUGGCUUUCAAGCCAGGCUAGUGAUACCCAAACAGUAACGAGUUCAACGUCGCCGAAUCCGCAGAUGGGCACGAUGGAUCGACCAUUUGAAAUGCCCGCUCAGUCGUGGGAUACGAGAUAG